AUGUCAGGUAUAUUUACAGACACUGAGAUGAAUGAGCAAUACCAGCAGGACGAUGACUUUAACCAACAAGAAGAGCUAGUAAGUGACCAAGAUAUGAUGGAUGAACAGAAUGAAUCCGAACAAGAUUUCAGAGAUGAAUUUACCGAGGUUACAAGCCCUAAUCGCUUGUAUACUAAGCUUUUCUCUUAUUCUAGUCUAUCUAUAUCUAUAUUUUUUCUUCUGUUACUCUCUGUAGAUAAUUCCUUAGAAGUAGUAGCAUAUGGAGAUCCUACUCUUGGAUUUAUCCCUGUUCCUUUGACACAAGCAAAUUUGAAACUGCAAAGACCAUAUGACAUACCCUUAGACCAAAGGUAUAGCUAUGAACAUGGAAUUCAUCGGUUAUGGGUCUAUGCCGACGACAAGCCUCAUGAACCAACUAGCCACACUCAACCUCGCACGGAAAUUCGUAUCUCAGGGCUUGACUACAACUCAGGGGUGUGGCAAUUUGAAGGGUAUGGUUUUGUACCAAAUGGAACAUCUGGUGCUACAAUAGCACAGAUCCAUGGUGCUGCACAUGGUGCUACCACACUUAUACUAAGAAUAUAUAAUAGUGGAGAAAUGAGAUACUACAGCAGAGAUUUAGUGGCUAAAAAUCUAUAUGACAAGUGGUUCAGACUCAAUAUCAUCCAUGAUGUUGAUGGUGGAACCGUUUCGGUGUUCACUGAUGGAAAGAAAAAGUUUCAUACAAAGGAUAAAGGUCCUGGAGAUUUGUACUUCAAAUGUGGUGUUUAUGCAGCACCUGCUAAUAUAAGCUACUACAUGGAAUCAAGAUGGAGAGACAUCAAAAUUUAUAGGUUAUAA
Arachis stenosperma is the source of this 840-nucleotide messenger RNA. Its product is annotated as citrate-binding protein-like. Lineage: Eukaryota; Viridiplantae; Streptophyta; Magnoliopsida; Fabales; Fabaceae. Bases 1 to 840 code for a protein of 279 amino acids. The record is from RefSeq and is a predicted model, not a curated record. The transcript has 3 exons.